AUGGUAUUCAAGUUCGUCGCUGUAUUUGCUCUUCUGGCUGUCGCCAGCGCUGGUUUACUGCCGGCUGCUCAAGUGUACCAUGCGGCACCCGCUGCCCAUGUCAUCAAAGCCGCGCCAGUGGCGUACGCCGCACAGCCCGUGUUGGCCAAGGCCGAUGAAGAAUACGACCCACAUCCUCAGUACAAAUACAGCUAUGAUGUGCAGGACGCGGUAUCCGGUGACUCGAAAACCCAAGUGGAGGAACGUGAUGGUGAUGUGGUCCGCGGCGAAUACUCCCUAAUUGACGCUGAUGGUUACAAGCGCACCGUUCAAUACACCUCGGACCCCGUGAAUGGUUUCAACGCCGUCGUUAACCGCGAACCUUUGGUUAAGUCCGUUGCUGUCGCUCCAGUCGUAAAGACAGUGGCUCCAGUUGCCCAUUACGCUGCUCCUGUUGCUCACUACUCAGCCCCUGCAGUGGUCAAAACUGUUGCUCCAGUCGCCCACUACUCCGCCCCUGUCGCGCACGCCUAUUCGGCUCCCGCUUAUACCACCUACACUGCCGCUCACCACUAA
Molecule: messenger RNA, 555 nt
Organism: Bactrocera tryoni
Lineage: Eukaryota; Metazoa; Arthropoda; Insecta; Diptera; Tephritidae
Product: larval cuticle protein A2B-like
Exons: 2
Coding region: 1-555 (184 amino acids)
Cellular component (GO): extracellular matrix
Source: RefSeq, a predicted model, not a curated record